CACACUCGCACACGGGCUCUCAAGGUGUUCUCCGCACAGCAGAAGAUGGCGACAGACUGAGGGGGCAUGGCCAGCGGGAGCCACGGGGCCGUGCGGCUCGGCGGCCGCCACAGCGGUGCUAACGGGAGACGGAAGCGAGCGGCGCACUAAGUGAAGCCCGGUGUAGGGUCCGGCGCCUGUGGCGCCGCAGGGAGCCAGGUGGCCCGCCCGAGCCGGAACUCCGGGAGCAGCAGGCGCGGAGCCGGAGCGGAGCCGGCCCGGGACCGGCCCGGGCGAACGGCCAGAGCGCGAGGGAAGCCCGAAGGGCCGGGCAGCGGGCCGGCCGGCGGGCCUAGGAGGGCGCAAGCAAGGCAGGGAGCCGCGCGGAGCAGGCAGCAGGCGGGCUGGCCGACGGGCGGGCGGGAGCGGCGCGGCGCGGCGCGGGGCGAACGAGUGGAGCGUGGUGGCCGGGCCCGCACGGCGGCGCUGAGGGGCGCAGAGCUGCGCCGAGCCGAGACGGCCAGAACACAGUGCGAGCCGGGCGGCCGCCGGCGCGAACUAGAGUGGCGCGGAGCCCUGGGCAGCUGAGGGGCCCGACACUAUGAGGAGUGCGGCGCCGCCGCCGCAGCCGCCACCGCCCCAGUGCCCCGCACAGCCCCCCGCCGGGACGCUGGGCAGUGCCUAGAGGGCCGGGCGGCAGCGCCCGGGCUGCGAGCGAGGGGGCGCGGGAGGAGCGCGGGGACGGCACGAGAGCACCCUGCGACUCUGGCCUGAGCGGGGCCCCGGGCCGGCCGGCCGGCCUGCCUCACCAUGCGGCCCCCGAGGUAGAGCCUGGACGGCGCGGAGGAACGCGGAGCGGCGUGCAGCCGGUUCGCCCGCGCGUGACGGCUGUCCGGCCUCGCGCCCGCCUGAUCCCUCCGGCCCGGACCCCCCCUGAAAUAUGUUCAGGGGCGCUUGGAUGUGGCCCGGGAAAGACGCCGCCGCGCUGACUAUCUGCUGCUGCUGCUGCUGGGCUCCCAGGCCGAGCGACAAACCUUGCGCUGACUCUGAGCGGGCGCAGCGAUGGCGACUGUCCCUGGCGUCCCUGCUCUUCUUCACCGUGCUGCUCGCUGACCAUCUGUGGCUGUGCGCGGGGGCCCGGCCCCGGGCCAGGGAGCUGAGCAGCGCCAUGCGGCCGCCCUGGGGGACCGGCCGGGAGCGGCAGCCGAUGCCUCCUCGCGCGGUGCUGCCCCUGCCGCCGCCGCCGCCGCCGCCCGGCGAGCCCAGCGCGCCCCCGGGCACCUGCGGCCCCCAGUACAGCAACCUGACCAAAGCCGCCCCCGCUGCCGGUCCCAGGCCGGACUGCGGUGGCGUCCCAGAGCCCACGGGGCUGGAUGCAGCUUGCACCAAAUUGCAAUCUUUGCAGAGACUUUUUGAACCGACAACCCCAGCCCCCCCACUGCGGCCCCCUGACUCCCCUUCCCGUGCCCCGGCCGAGUUCCCCUCCGCCAAAAAAAACUUGCUCAAAGGCCACUUUCGGAACUUCACUCUCUCCUUUUGCGACACCUACACGGUCUGGGACUUGCUGCUGGGCAUGGACCGCCCCGACAGCCUGGACUGCAGCCUGGACACCCUGCUGGGGGACCUGCUGGCUGUAGUGGCCAGCCCGGGCUCCGGGGCCUGGGAGGUUUGUAGCAACUGUAUCGAGGCAUACCAGCGGCUCGACCGACAUGCUCAGGAAAAAUAUGACGAGUUCGACCUCGUGCUGCAUAAAUACUUACAGGCAGAAGAGUACUCAAUCCGGUCCUGCACGAAAGGCUGUAAGGCUGUCUACAAGGCCUGGCUGUGCUCAGAAUACUUCAGCGUGACCCAGCAGGAAUGCCAGCGCUGGGUGCCCUGCAAGCAAUACUGCCUGGAGGUGCAGACCCGGUGCCCCUUUAUACUCCCUGAUAAUGAGGAAAUGGUGUACGGAGGGCUUCCUGGCUUUAUCUGUACAGGGUUGCUGGACACUUUGCCAAAGCGGCCGGAAACCAAGUGCUGUGAUGUACAGUGGGUCUCCUGUGAGUCGGAGAAGAAGAAGUUCAAGGAGACUGAGGCCCCCAAAACCCACCACCAGCAAUUCCACCACUCUUAUUUCCACCACUACCACCAACAGUACCACCACUACCACCCCCGCCAUGACCCCCCAGGCCACAUCAGCCACAAGCCCUCCCUGCUGCCGGUCUCUGGGGGCUCCCGCCUCAGCCCCAGCAGGAUCCGGCUCUAUGUCCUUGUUCUCAUGCUCCUCCAUACCAUGGUGUCCUUCUCCAGCAGCCAGGGUGGUGGAGGACUGGGGCUGGAAGCACUGCCAGCCCUAGAUGAGGGCUUGACUCGGGAAGAGUGACAGCAGGGAGGGAGGGCAGACCUCCACCACACACAGACAUCAGCUCCAGCCCCCUCCUAGGGGGAGGGGGAGGGGCUCCUCCCAUGGGAGGUAUAGGGUCAGGUGGGGGGCUGGGGGAAAUGGGGGGCCACACAUCACCCCCAACCUACCCCCACCCCAGAAGCAGCUCCAACAGAACAGCCAGAGGGCCCCAGGGAGCUGCAAAACUCAUCCGGGAGAAAAAGGCAGGAGCAGCAGAUGCGCCCCCUCAGGUCCCUAUCUAUGGGGCUUAGCAAAAAAAAAAAAAAAAAAAAAAAAAAGGCGGUGGAGUGGGGGCUGGAAGUACCCACUCCUGCUGAGGGUCCUGACCCUAGGGAAGGAGGCUGCUCAUUGGGCCUUGGCCCUGCAGGGAAUGUUGGAGGGCACAGAGAGGAGAUGCUCUUUCCCCCCCUCGGCAUUCCUUUUUGCCAGGAUCCUUAAUUCCCUCCUGCCCAUACCCCUACAGGCAUUGGCAGACAGUGCAGCGGCCCUCCUCCCAUUCCUGCGCACCUUGCCCCAUGUGGGGCUGCCACAGGGAAGCACCAAGCUGGGAGAUGAGGUGCGCAUAGUCGUGGCUAGGUUGAGGCCCCAGUGAUGCUUUGCCCCACCACCCUAGGCCAUGAGGGGUAGUCAUGGGGUACAGGAUGAGUGAUGAGAGAGAGUGGA
Messenger RNA from Nyctereutes procyonoides (raccoon dog), 3025 nucleotides. RefSeq names its product NALCN channel auxiliary factor 2 (gene NALF2). Gene Ontology annotation, molecular function: stretch-activated, monoatomic cation-selective, calcium channel activity. The record is from RefSeq and is a predicted model, not a curated record. Gene Ontology annotation, cellular component: plasma membrane. The coding region runs from base 920 to 2341 and encodes 473 amino acids. The transcript has 3 exons. Gene Ontology annotation, biological process: calcium ion import across plasma membrane. Lineage: Eukaryota; Metazoa; Chordata; Mammalia; Carnivora; Canidae.